This is a messenger RNA of Notothenia coriiceps (black rockcod), 3034 nucleotides long. RefSeq names its product cerebellin-1-like. The transcript is spliced from 9 exons. Gene Ontology annotation, biological process: maintenance of synapse structure. The record is from RefSeq and is a predicted model, not a curated record. Bases 103 to 1683 code for a protein of 526 amino acids. Lineage: Eukaryota; Metazoa; Chordata; Actinopteri; Perciformes; Nototheniidae. Gene Ontology annotation, molecular function: protein binding; zinc ion binding. Gene Ontology annotation, cellular component: glutamatergic synapse; synaptic cleft.
GCAAACCACUAAAGCAGACACCGAGGGUGGGUGGAUCUUUUGGGAUUAGCCUCCUCGGUCAACAACACUGACCACACGCGACACUCACCCUCACCCUCACCGAUGGCCACAGUCGGCAAACACCAGGGCACCACCAGUGAUCCGCCCACCAUGGCGUCCAUGGAGGAAGAGCUGACCUGCUCCGUGUGCCGAGACUGCUUCAGCAAAUCCCACCCUCUGCCCUGCGGUCACAGCUUCUGCCCCACCUGCAUCCGCGAGGCCUGGAGCGGGCAGGGCGAGGUCAAAGGUCGCUUCAACUGCCCCCAGUGUCAGGAGGAGCAAGGGGAGGUGCUGUGUGACUGCUGCCCUCCAGAGGAAGCGGUGGAAGGAAAGCCACCAUUGGCCGUCAAGACCUGCCUGAGGUGUGAAGUGUCGCUGUGUGCCCUACACCUCCAACCCCAUCUGGAGAGGCCGGCGUUCAGCACCCACCUGCUGGUGGAUCCGCUGGGGGACCUCUCCCAGCGAAAGUGCCAGACCCACGAAGAGAUACUGAGAUACUACUGCGCCGAUGACAGGGAGUACGUAUGUGGAGACUGUCUGCUGGACGGAAGUCACGCUCAGCACAAAGUGAAGGCGCUGAGACAGGUGGAAGAGGAUCUGAAGGUCAUUCUCCAAACUCUGCUAGACAAAGCAGAGGAGAAGAUGAAAGAUGGAGAGCGAAUCCUCAAAGAGCAUGAGUGUAUUGAUUCAACCAUGGCAGACUCCCUGAUGGAUGACAUCUCCCAGGUGGAGCGGCUGGGCUCAGACCUGCAGAUCCAGGUGACCCAGCUGGUAGGCGCUCUGAGGGAGAUCACCAAGAGGGAGAGGCAGCAGGUGAUAGAGCGAGUGCAUGAAGACUGCUCCAAGGUGAGAGACGGCAUGAGCCAGGCGCUGAGCAUCCAGUACUACUUGGCCUCGCUGCUGUCAGAGACUGACCCCUUCCUGCUCAUCUGGGCCUUUCAAUCGGACGACACAAAGUUACUAGCAGACCUGGACAGCCCAGUUUAUGUCCCUGAUGCCGUCAGUCUGGACAGGAAACACAUCUUGGAGGACAUAGAGAGCAAGUAUCGAGAUUUCAUCACCGGCACCCUCCGCUGCCUCAGUGAACUCAAGAGGGAGCUCUUGACCAGUCGUUUGACUCUGGACACUUACACAGCCCAUCCUCUGUUGAGCAUCUCUGAUGACCUUCGCUCUGUGACGCGGGUACGAAACCGCCAACCCCACCCUGCUCACCUCGAACGUUUCGACCACUGGCCGCAGGUCCUCACCGCCCAGACCAUCGCCUCUGGGACUCACUACUGGGAGCUGGAAGCUGAGGGAUUCUGGGACAUUGGCGUCAGCUAUAGAAGUAUUCGGCGGAAAGGCAAAGACGGUAACGCCUUUGGGAACAAUAAGGUGUCAUGGAGUUUGACGCAGCAGCACGACAGGAAGUUGGCUGCUUGGCACAAUCACAGGAAGACCCGCCUUACGUACCAAAUGACGGGCAACCGUGUUUCCGUCACCGUGGACUACGGAGCGGGCACCAUCACCUUCUCCGAGGUGAAAUCAUCCAACCACCUGACCCACCUCCACACGUUUUCCACCACGUUCACUGAGCCCGUGUGCUUGGGCUUUGGACUCUACAAAGCUGAGCUCAACAGUCACAUCACCAUCCUCAAAGUCUGAGGCGGAAAAAAAAACAAAGGGGGACGGAGAAAACACGCUGACUGGUACCAUGCUGGUUUAACUUAGACAAAGCCAUGCCAAGACAAAGCGCUGCUGAUUUAUUUCUGGAAGCUAACUGGAACUUUGAGCCUCUCUAAUUUUUCUCUCCCCUUACAUCUCAGCCUGUGCCCAUCUUUACAAAGAACAGAACCAUAUUUCCUAGAUCAGGUGAUAUUGAUAUUGAAAUAUCAGAGAUAUUUGAGAAUGGAACAUUCAAUGCAUCGUAACAGGAAAGCAACUGAAGAGGCUCCUUUGAAAAGACUCUAAUAGGUUUUGGAAACCAAAUUGCAAGAUUGUUGUGUGCUUUUCAUUCUACAGCGAUCAAAACUGCAGAUGACUGGUCUGGUUGGAUUGGUUUAGAUAUAACAACUGUAUGAAGAAGGUUGUAAGAUGUUUUGAAAUGCUUUCCAUCCAUUCUUAAGCAUCUUCCUCAGUUCUGACUGAAAGCUCCUUUUAUAAAAUAACAAAUGACACAAAUAUUUUCAGCUAUUACAUGUCUGUAUGUAAAAGAAACGAAUAUCCUCACAGAGAAAUGUAUGCUAUGUUCCAUUAACCCAGUCUCAUAAUACAUGCUCCCUAGCUGCAUGAAGCAUAGGAGGUGUAAAGAUUUUCCACUCCACAGGUGAAAGAAAGAGCAUUUAAACCCUUCCAACUCUAAUUGAAAAACAGGAAGGAAUCAAUUAUUUGAAAAAGAAAAAGAAAAACAACUGCCACUGACUCGCAAAGUUGGCUAUUUGAAGCAGCUCACCUCCCCAAUUAUUUUGCAAUUUUUCUUUAUUUCACUGUAAAGGUGAGUGGGUGGAUGUAACAUAGAGGAGGGUGAGAAAGAAGCAGAAUGAAAGGGGGGGGUUGGCUGAGAGAAAGACAAGGAUAGAGAGAUAGAGAGAGGGAACAGAGCAUACUGUGGCUUGGUUACGAUCACACUGACUGCCGUGCUGAGAGAUAAUAUGUUAGAGGAGCCAGAGAACGUGGAUUUUUUGACCAUAUAACAACUGUUUUUCACCUGGUGUGGAAUACAAGAAUAUUCGGAAGGAAACAGCAUCUUUCAAUCCCCCACCAUCCUUCACCCCCUCUCCAUCUCCAUCAGUUCAAGUCUGAACUUGGAUCUUUUCUCACUUUGCAAACCUUUUUUCCUUUUUCUCAGCUACAUAUCUUCUGCCUUCUUGUCAGGUUUUCUUUUUGCCAAAGAAAUCAACUUGAAAAUACCGAUUCAAGAAUUUUGUUGUGAUUGUCAUUCUGGCCCCUGCUGACACAGCACGUAGGACACUGAACACAAUUGGGAUUUCUGGUGGGCAAACAAGUAAACUCAGAA